Xiphias gladius (swordfish) is the source of this 1235-nucleotide messenger RNA. It is a transcript of the gene cdkn1ca, whose product is annotated as cyclin-dependent kinase inhibitor 1Ca. The record is from RefSeq and is a predicted model, not a curated record. Gene Ontology annotation, molecular function: cyclin-dependent protein serine/threonine kinase inhibitor activity. The transcript is spliced from 2 exons. Bases 201 to 725 code for a protein of 174 amino acids. Gene Ontology annotation, cellular component: nucleus. Gene Ontology annotation, biological process: regulation of cell cycle. NCBI's taxonomy places the organism in Eukaryota, Metazoa, Chordata, Actinopteri, Istiophoriformes, Xiphiidae.
CUUCAGACAGCUGCAGCCAAUCAACAGCUUCUGCUCAUUGUGUACAAACAGAACAUCGUGCGCCCCGCAGCCUUUAAGUAGCCCUGCAGCCGCGUGUCGACCAGAGCAGGCCGGAGGGAGACGGCGACGGCGACGGCUUCCCUUUCAACCAGGACCAAGACUUUUUACCGACCUAACUCAACCACAGCCAUUGGACGGGGAUGGACUCCGCCAGGCGCAGGGAGCCGGUUUGCAGGCGUCUGUUUGGCCCCGUGGACCACGACCAACUGCGCCGGGACCUGAAGCUGAAGCUGAACGAGAUCGCCGAGCAGGACAGCCGCCGCUGGAACUUUCACUUCCAGGCGGAGACGCCGCUCCCGGGCAGGUUCGAGUGGGAGGAAAUCCCCGCAGGCUGCGCUGCGGCUUUCUACCGGGGGUCCGCGCGGCCGCAGGACGCCGUCUGCGCCCCGGACGCCGAGGGGCACGGCGGGCUGAGCGGCCGCGACGGCAGCGAGGGGACCGACCAGGAGAACUGCUCCCGCGUCUCCAACACGCACAAGCGUCCCGCUGAAGUGACGCCCGUCCGGAGGAAGAAGACUCUCUCCAAACCGGCAGCCAAGCCCAGAAACAACGCGCGGAUUACAGACUUUUUCCCAAAGAGGAGGAGGACGACAGAAACCAAGAGCAUCCUGAAUCCUUUACACACAAGUUCCAGUGAAGCAGCUCUGUGCAAAACAAUAAGAUGAACAUGCUGCUGAAAGUGGAAUUGUACUUUAUAUUCCUACAUACACUUUGAUGGACUGGACCGAGGCCUAUUCACUGCACCAAAGGGAUUUUAUUUUAAUUUUAUUUUUUGUUUAGUUUAGGUAUUUGUGCCUGGGAUGAAAUCUUUGCAAUUUUGUGUUAUUUAUUUUAUUUAUGGACACUUGUUUUUUUAUUUAAUGUCUUUCCAUUUUCUUUGCCGGUGAUGUCACGAACAUGUUUGUUAACUUAUCAAGAUGUUUUUGUUUUUUCUCAUCAUUUUCAUCAGCAUCACUGUUUUAGGUUUCGAGAAACGAUUUAAACGACUGGAUGAAUUUUUGUUCCUGUAUAUUUCAUUUCAUCUUAAUGUGAUGUACUGAGCUGCUUCUGUCAACUGUAUAAAAAAAGCACUAUUUUUUUUUUUUUUCCCCUAAAUUAACUGAGAUGCAGAUCAGGAACCUUGUAAAUGCCUACAAACAUUGCAUUUUCAAUAAACUGUCUCAUCAGCGAUACUA